Messenger RNA from Cutaneotrichosporon cavernicola, 1545 nucleotides. RefSeq lists its product as uncharacterized. Bases 1 to 1545 code for a protein of 514 amino acids. Gene Ontology annotation, molecular function: L-ornithine transmembrane transporter activity. The record is from RefSeq and is a predicted model, not a curated record. Lineage: Eukaryota; Fungi; Basidiomycota; Tremellomycetes; Trichosporonales; Trichosporonaceae. Gene Ontology annotation, biological process: mitochondrial L-ornithine transmembrane transport. The transcript is spliced from 6 exons. Gene Ontology annotation, cellular component: mitochondrion.
AUGACUACGUCUCCCUCGACACCACGAGCCGACUCGCGGCGUCAACCAGUGCUCUUGUCACCAUCUGGGCCGCCAUUGAGCUGCGCAAUCCCAGGACUGCCAGGCAAAGCAGCAGCGCUAACAACUCACCUAAAUGUCCCAGUUGACCAUGGGCUCACAACAACGUUGCUGGUGCCGAAGCAGAGCGAGGAGGUAGCCAUCCCGCAGCCGAACAAGGCUACGAGCGCAGGCGCAGCGUUCACUCGCUCGCUGCUGUUAUUCAUCGGCUUCUUGUUUCGCCGCCCGUCCAAGCUCUUCCGGCCGAAUCGAUUAGACACAUGGGCAGGCCUGCGCAGGCUCGCCGAGAGCGCCGAUCAGAACCUCUCGCCGACGUUCGUCCGUAGUAUCCUCAAACUCAAGGGCGGGCCGAUGGUCCUGGCCGCAUCUCUCCUCCCGCCGCUCCUCGUCAACACGACGCUCGGCUUCCUCCUCUUCUCUUCGCACUCGUUCUUCUCCCUGGCGCUCGCUCGGGUGCCGUACUUUCAACGUGGCAUCGAAUGCGACCCCGAAGACGAGAACGACCUGAUCAACUUUACCCGCCUUCGUGACCCACUAGGCGACAUUGACGGCGAUUAUGGUGACAAGGUCGAAGGCACACCAGACGAGGAAGAGAUCACAUUGGAGAACGUCCUCCGAGGACCAAAGAUCAUCCCAAAGCACCCAACCCUGCUCUCGGCCAUCGCAGGCGCUGGCGCCGGGGUGAUCCAGGGUGCUGCUUUUACGCCCAUCGAGAAUGUUGUCCGCCUGAUUCAGCAGUCCGCCUCGUCAUUGUCAGCAAAUGCGGCCCGGUUCCUGCACCUGCCUACUCCGCAAUCUGCACAACUUCUGGGCCCACCGCCUUCCUCCCCAGUCGAGGCCCUCCGCACCUUCCUCGCACACGACACGUGGCACAAGUCGCGGCAAUGGUGGACUGGCUGGCGUUGGGCUGUGGCGCGCGACGCAAUGAGCUACAGCGUCUUCUUCGCGACGUUCGAUGUCACGCGCCGUGUCGGGGUUCGCGUCAAGGCGGUGAUGAGCCGGCGCGCUGGCGGGCCUGUCGAUGGCAGCGCUGCCAAUGCGGAAGACGAGGCGGCCGAGUUGCGCGCCGCAGCCCGCGCCCCACCUUCGCAGACCCCGACAUCUGCACGCCUCGCGCAGGCGCUCACGAUUGUGACAGGCGGCGUUGUCGCAGCGCACUUGGCUGAGAUCUCGGGACGCCCGUUCCGCGCGUGCCAGCGAUACGCGAGCACUGCCACGGCCGAGUCCCUCCGCUUCCACGAGGCCGGCAAGGCUGUCCCGUACCGCUGUAAGCACCCGCUCAAGUAUGUGUGGCGUCAUCAUGGACUGCGGGGCUUCUUCCACCGCGACGACGCUCCGCUUGCUGCCAAGCACAAGGCUGAGGCGAAGGCCAAGGGACCUCUGCAGGUUGCCGCACGUCUUGCAGGGCGCGUCGUGUGGCGCGUCGCGUCCGUCGGUCCAUGGGGCAUCGGCUUCCUCGUGUUCGCAUGGAUUGGCGGCGAGGUGUAG